GGCGAUCUACGCCGUGGUGAACCUGGUGAUCUUCUACCCCGCCGCCUCGGCCUGGACGUGGCUCGCGUUCAUCUUCAGCGCGGUGGUCUACGGCACCAGCUACCGGUCCAUGAACUCCAUGGCAAAGCCAUCUUUCACAGAGGAUGGCAGCCUUGCCGACGGGGGAAUUGACCUGAAUAUGGAGCAGGGGAUGGCAGAGCACCUCAAGGAUGUGAUCCUGCUGACAGCUAUAGUCCAAGUGCUGAGCUGCUUCUCACUCUACAUCUGGUAUUUCUGGCUCUUGGCUCCAGGCCGUGCACUCUACCUCCUGUGGGUGAACAUCCUGGGGCCCUGGUUCACUGCUGACUCUUCACCUGCUGCUCAGGAACCAAACGAGAAGAAGCAGCGCCGACAAGAACGCCGACAGAUGAAACGCUUCUAGCCCUGGCUGGGGAUAGAUUAACACCGUCUCUCAUCUCCAUGCUGUUGUUUCAUCAGGGAUGCGACUGAAACCAAUCCAAAACCACCACAGUAGCUCUGUUGCCCUCUGUCAUUGCUGCCAUUCUGCUAGAAAGGCUGCAAGAGACUUCCAUGGGUUGGCUCUUAGCACCAGCUGAGGCCUUUGUUCCUUGGGAUGACGAGGGGGGUGAUGCUGGGAUGUGUGUAAAUACCUUUUUCUAAGCAGUGCUGUAUCACGUUUGAGGUUGGGAAGUGCAAUGUUGGAGGAAAUAGUACAUUAAAGAGCAGAGUGUAAGUGAC
Molecule: messenger RNA, 738 nt
Organism: Acanthisitta chloris (rifleman)
Lineage: Eukaryota; Metazoa; Chordata; Aves; Passeriformes; Acanthisittidae
Gene: TMEM208
Product: transmembrane protein 208
Exons: 4
Coding region: 110-421 (103 amino acids)
Biological process (GO): vacuolar protein processing
Cellular component (GO): intracellular membrane-bounded organelle
Source: RefSeq, a predicted model, not a curated record